GACUCAUCUGCACUCAAACGAAAGGCUGUCUGUGCGGUGUGCACGAACCCUGCGCCAGCUCAGAGGCACGCGCGCGCCCUGAAAAGCUCGCGCGCGCAGCUGGCUGGUGGCUCUCGGCGCGUGACAGAUGGAACCUCUGCGAGCAGGAGGCAGAGCGGUCAAGAUUUGAUUUGUUUUUGGUAAAAACGGAAAGAAAUCAAGCGUUUUGACGGAAAUGAGAGCUGAACAGGCUGAAGAUGGAGAAAACCCAACGGACCCGUGCAAAAUGCUGAUGAACCAGCUGAAGGAGAUCACUGGAAUCCACGACCAACACACUCUCUAUAAAGCCCUGAAGGCGAGUCAGGGGGAUGUCGGGCAUGCAGUGGGGUUGCUAACGACGCAAGCCGCAGAGGUUCAGGAGCCUGCAGAGCCGCAGGAGUCGGGGUCAUCUGUAGAGACCUGGGAGGGCCAGAAAGGACUUCCCAAAGAUGAGCUACAGACGGCCAUCGAACUCAGCCUGCAGGAGUACCACCACGCUCAGGAAGAGGAAGGAGAAUUUCACAGGGCUCUGGAGGUAAGCGCAGAGGAAAAUGCUGCCAGAAUGAAGAGGAAGAGAUGUGAAGCUCAGAGUGAAAUGUGCAGCCCGGCUGACUGGAUCCGUCAGGAGGAAUGGCCCGUGGGAAUCCGUAACGUAGGAAACACCUGCUGGUUCAGCGCCGUCAUCCAGUCGUUGUUCCACCUGCCCGUGUUCAGGAGGCUGGUUCUCAACUACCAUCUGUCAGGGCGAUUGCUGGAGAAGUGCAAGAGCCACACAGACAAGAGGAACAUUGCGUUCAUGCAGGAGCUCCGCUGCCUGUUCGCCCUCAUGGUGGGCUCCACGCGCCGCUUUGUGGAUCCUUCUGCAGCCGUGGAGUUACUGCGAGAUGCCUUCAGGACCAGUGAGGCUCAGCAGGAUGUCAGUGAGUUUUCCCACAAGCUGCUUGAGUGGUUAGAGGAUGCAUUUCAAAUGGCCGCCAAUGGAAAGAAUGCAGAAGACAAACAACACAAUCCCAUGGUGCAGCUGUUCUACGGCACCUUUGUGACAGAGAGAAGACAUGAAGGUAAGUCGCUGUAUAACAUCGAGCAGUUCGGUCAGUAUCCUCUGCAAGUCAACGGCUUCAACAACCUGGACGAGUGCCUUGAAGGAGCCAUGGUCGAGAAGGAGAUCGAGUCGCUGCACUCGGAUCACAAUGUGACAUCGGGACGUGAGAGAUGGUUUAAAAAGCUGCCGCCAGUCCUGACCUUUGAACUUUCUAGAUUUGAGUUUAACACCCAACUCGGACGUCCUGAGAAGAUACAUAAGAAACUAGAGUUUCCACAAAUCAUCUAUAUGGACCGAUAUCUUCAUAAAAACAUCGAGCGGACCAACGAGAGGAGAGGGGAAGUGAAAAAGCUGAAGGAGCAGCUUGCAGCCCUUCAACAGAAACUCGAGUGUUAUAAAAACUACGGCUCUGGGCCUUUGAAGUAUCCUCUGGCUGACAUGCUUCAGUUUGUCCUGGAGUUUGCUUCCACCAAACCCACCAGCGUUUCCCCAGCUGAAGAUCUGAGGCGUUCCACAUCUUCACCAAGUCCUGCCAGCUACCCAGUCAGCGAGGACCUCUCCAAAGAUAGCAGUGAACCUGAUGAAAUGGAUUCUUCUGAAGGCUUUGUGUCCGUCUGCCAGAGGACACCCAUUUACAAGCCAUUCACUCAGUGCAAACCCCCCUCUGAGUGUCCUCCACACCCAGCGCCUCACAGCAUCACAGAAGAAGAGUUGCACUUUGUUAAGACCUGCCUUCAGCGCUGGAGGAGUGAAGUAGAGCACGACAUAAACGAGCUGAAGGCCAGCAUUGACAAGCUUAAUCAGAUGCUCGAGGGCAUUUACUCAGAUAACAGCCUCUGCCAGGUGCCGUACAGACUCCACGCAGUGCUGGUCCACGAAGGCCAGGCGUCAGCGGGUCAUUACUGGGCGUACAUCUAUGACCACGCCAACCAGCGCUGGAUGAAGUACAAUGAUGUCAGCAUCACUGAGUCCUCAUGGGAGGAGCUUGAGAGGGAUUCUUUUGGAGGCAUGACCAACGCCAGUGCGUACUGCUUGAUGUACAUUGAUGACAGACUCCCCCACCUGAUCACAGAGGACACAGAUGAUGAGACGGGCCAGGUUCUCCGCAGUAUGGACUCCCUUCCACCCGUCCUCAGACGCUUCGUCCAGGAGGACAACCGUUGGUUCCAGCAGGAGCUCAGCGAGUGGGAGGGACAGUUCUGCCAGACUGCAACCCCACAGGAGGAGUCCACGAGCUCUGCAGAAUCUCCAAACUGCAGCUUACAGCAAAAGCCCGUUGAACCGGCCCCUCAGUCAGGACCCUCAGCUGAAGAACCAAACCAAGGAGCUCCUUCGGAGACACCGUCGGUCCCUGAAGUGGAGAAGAGGACAGACGAUGAUGCAGGAGAGACGGCUGAAGCAGCUGAAGACCCAGAGUCGUUGCUAGCUCCUGAGAGUCCUGGUUCUGAGUCCGUCAGCACCAACACUCCAGCUGCCAGUGGCACCCCGGAACCGAGCCAGAACUCAAACUCAGCUGAGCUCCAAAGUCAGACACCUGUCCAGAGUCCAGAGCCCAGUAUUCAGGCACCUGCUGAACACCACGUGCAGAAGGAGGCGGCAGGACUUAGAUCAGAAGUGAACAGCGAGGCCUCCAGAGAGGCUCCUGAGCUUGGAUUAGAGCAUGGAGAUGAGGAGCAGCAGCAGGAGGUCCCAACUAGACAACGACAGGCUGAGAAUGAAGUCUCGGAGGUGGAGAUCCCUAACGUGGGCCGGAUCAUGGUGAGGGCUGACGCUGAUGGAUACAACGAAGAGAUGAUGCUCACUCCAGCCAUGCAAGGUGUCAUUCUGGCCAUUGCAAAGGCCAGGCAGACGUUUGACAGUGAAGGUCCUGAGGCUGGCCUCAUCAAGGCCUUCCAUGAAGAGUACUCUCGCCUGUACGAGCUUUCCAAGGAGGAGAUCACCCCCCUGGAGGACGCCCGUCUGCAGCACGCUCUGGUGUACUUCUUUCAGAACAAGGCACCCAAGCGCGUCAUUGAGAGGACGCUGCUGGAGCAGUUUACCGAUCGCAACCUGAGCUUCGACGAGAGAGCCAUCAGCAUCAUGAGGGAAGCCCGAGCCAAGCUCCGUCUCAUCAAACCAGAGGACAUGGACAUGGAUGAGUACCUGCAGUGGCAUGAUGAUUACCGGCUGUUCAGGACGGUGUUUGUCCAUCUGCUGACCGGGCUGGAGCACUACCAGCAUGGAAAGAUGCGAGAGGCUUUGAACUACUUGGCCCAUGCGUACGAGACCAACGCCUCCCUCCUGCUGAAGGGGGACAAACGCGGUGUGGACAACUCUCUCAUCGCGGUCUACAGAAGGAAGUGUCUCACUGUGUUGAAUGAGAGCGUGUCCCGCCUGUUCUGCAGCGGCGAGGAGGGCAAAGUGGAAGAUGGCGUUGCCAUCAUGGACGAGGCCGUCAUUCCCUGCCUUCACCUGAUGAGCCGGGACGUGGGUUUAUCUCAGGAAGACCGGGACGCCAUGGAGAACAUCCGUAGCCACUGGUGCUGCUGCCUGAGCCAGGAUAUGGACGUUGCGCUGCAGGCAAAGCUGGCUGAGCUGCUGCCCAGGGUUCUGGACGGCUCCACCGGCGCUGUAGUGCUGAAAGAUCCACCUAAAGUCCAGGUGAACCAGGCCCAUGACCUGUGCAGCCGCCUGGCUGCUGUGAUGGAGUCCAUUCACAACGCCGCGGUUGUGACAGUGAAGUAAAAAUGUUGACGGGAACCUGCAGCAGCAUCCUGGAACUGUACAUCUGCACCUCCGGCGACCUGGCAGAUGGAUUAUUCUGUUCUGAUAAGACGAAAAGGAUUGAUACGGCCCUUAGUGACUAACUGCUGGCUUGGCGUUGGAUGUGCAUCCAAGUAUGAUUUAAGCUGCAAGCGCUCCUUAGAAAGGAGAUCAGACACAAGAGAGGGAAAGGGCCUGCUCACUAACACUAACCACCUCCAUCCUUCACAAGAUACUAACUAGAAGUCCAAAUGGGUUUGAUAGUCAAGCAAAAAGGAAGCGGUUUUAUUUCCUCGCGUAACCUGGAGAGAUGCCUACAGACGCAGAACUUUAGUGACCAAAAAUCUGUCGUUUCACUUGUUCUCACCACACUCAGAUCUACUAGAAAUACAUGCAAACAGAGGAAUUAUGUCUAAGCAGUCCAGAAUAACAUGAAAUCAGUUAGCAGGAUCAUUUCUUAUUUGUGCUAGGCUCUCGUAAACGUUUGAGACGUCACAGAAUUCUGCUGGAAACAUCCAAAGUAAAUGUAAUAAGUUACCAAGUCACGGUUGGGCCUUUUUUUGUUUAUGGGCUUUAAAGCUGGGAAGUCGUUUGUUGGAUUUUUUUAAGAAAAAUUUUGUUUUUGUUCCCAAAUAGAGAACUACAACAAAAAUAUACAUAAAAAAUAUGAAAUUAUGUUUUUAAAUGCACUGCUGCAGCGUGCUCGGAUCUCAGAUCAUUUGUGUACUUCAGCUGAUAAGAGGCAACAAACCCAACAAAACAGGACUUUUAUUUAGCACGGCAGCUUGGAGGUAUAUUAAAAGUCCAUUCUGGCUGCUGAAUUCACUGUUUUUUCACUUUUCCUCUAUGAUGAUACCCAAUAAAUGUUUUAAAUCAUC
Molecule: messenger RNA, 4680 nt
Organism: Nothobranchius furzeri (turquoise killifish)
Lineage: Eukaryota; Metazoa; Chordata; Actinopteri; Cyprinodontiformes; Nothobranchiidae
Source: RefSeq, a predicted model, not a curated record